AAUCGCCGGACACGCCGCAGCAGUGUCCGCCUUCACGAGAGAAUCUUUAUUUAAAUUUGUUAUCUUCAAAAAGUCGCCUCAGAAUGUCGCCAAAUAGCAGCUCGGAAAAGCCCGUCAAUCCCAAUGAAUACUUGCACAUUCCCAAGUGGGUCAACGAGGACUACUUCCUGCCGAUUCUCGAAAAGGAUGUUCCGAAUUUCGAUAAAAUCGUCAACUUUGUUCCAAUUGCGGCCACAGCACCAGGGGAGAACUACACCUCCAUUAUGAUCAGGGUUAUUGUGGAUAUAUUGCUGAAAGAUGGCAGCGAAAAGAAAAUGUCUUACAUUCUCAAGACCAUGCUGGAGGCCGACAGUGGAGCGGAUGUGGUCGCUGGCAUGGGCCUUUUCCCCAAGGAGAAGAAAAUGUACGAGGUGCACAUACCGCAGUUCGUAAAGCUCUACAAGGAGGCUGGGUUGGACGUUGAGCUGGCACCCAGAUGCCUCCACGUGGAGACCACUGCUGAGCUCAUUACCCUGGUCUUUGAGGAUCUAAGUCGCCAGCAUUUUAAGAAUGCCGAUCGCCUAAAGGGCUUCGAUAUGGCGCACAUGCGAAGAGUUCUCCAGAAACUAGCCGAGUUCCAUGCCGCCUCCGCUGUGGUCAGAGAGACCAACGGACCCUUCGACCAAAUGUAUUCCAUGUCCAUGUACAACGAACAAAGCCGUGAUCUCUUCGAGAAGCUGGGGGAGAUGCGCCAGGUGCAGUUCCUCAAGGCGAUGGCCGAGUGGGGACUGGAGCACGCUGACAAGUACAUAGCAAAUAUGUGGAGUCCGGUGGAGGUGUUCGAGGAAGCCCUAAAAAUCAACCAGGUGGACGAGAGCGAGUUUAAUGUGCUGAAUCACGGCGACUGCUGGUCCAACAACAUCAUGUUCAACUACAAGGACAACGGCGAGAUCGACAGGACCAUUUUCGUGGAUUUGCAGAUCGGCAAGUGGGGCACUCCGGCCCAAGAUCUGUGGUACCUGAUCACCACCUCCGCCGCUCUGGACAUUAAGGUAAAAGAGUUUGACCACUUUAUUCAGAUCUAUCACGAACGCCUGGUCGAGUGCCUGAAGCUCCUGAAGUACUCGAAGCCCAUUCCAUCCUUGAGGGAUAUCCACGUCAUGAUGCUGAAAUACGGAUUCUACGGACCCCUCACCGCCAUGGGUGUGAUGGUGGCCACCCUGAUGCCUACCGACAAGGAUGCCAAUAUGAAAAUGAUGAUGGCCCCAGGACCCGAGGCCGAUGCUCUGCGAUACAGAACCUUUAUUAAUCCGUAUUAUGCCAAUGCUAUGAAAGUGUUAUUGCCGUUUUUCGAUAACAAAGGACUUCUAAAGUCCGUGUAGGUUUGGUUCCCGAACCUCCUUAGAAUUUAGCCCAAUUGUUGUGAUAUCAUAUAUCAUAAGAGCAAGUAAAGAAAUACACGUUUUUAUUUAAUUUAAACAGAAAUCUGCAAA
Molecule: messenger RNA, 1472 nt
Organism: Drosophila serrata
Lineage: Eukaryota; Metazoa; Arthropoda; Insecta; Diptera; Drosophilidae
Source: RefSeq, a predicted model, not a curated record